Erigeron canadensis is the source of this 1621-nucleotide messenger RNA. RefSeq names its product cytochrome P450 CYP736A12-like. Lineage: Eukaryota; Viridiplantae; Streptophyta; Magnoliopsida; Asterales; Asteraceae. The record is from RefSeq and is a predicted model, not a curated record. Gene Ontology annotation, molecular function: monooxygenase activity; oxidoreductase activity, acting on paired donors, with incorporation or reduction of molecular oxygen; heme binding. The transcript has 2 exons. The coding region runs from base 13 to 1536 and encodes 507 amino acids.
AAACCGAACACAAUGUUUCCACUCAUCCUCUCAUUGUUAUUCUUGCUACUCAUUGGAAUAAUAUUGUUUAGAAUACAUAAUAACAACACCCAUUUCGUGCGUCGCAAACUACCACCCGGUCCAUUCCCCUUACCAAUUAUUGGAAGUAUUCACUUACUAGGAAACCAUCCUCAUCGCGUUCUCGACAAACUGUCCAAAGUGUAUGGACCGAUUAUGUCUAUCCGCUUAGGCAACGUUGAAACUGUGGUACUCUCGUCUUCUGAGGCUACCAAGCUUUUUCUUGGAACCCAUGAUGAGGUAUUUUGUUCUCGUCCACAAAUGCAAGCAUCGAAAUUCUUGUCGUAUGGAACUAAAGGAAUUGCAUUUGCGGAAUAUGGUCCACAUUGGCGAAGUAUGAGGAAAUUGUGCACAAUGGAAUUGCUAAGUUCUGCCAAGCUUAGUGGUUACUCGAAUAUGAGAAAAGAAGAGAUUGAGUUGAGUGUAGAUGAGGUUAGAGCUAGUUCCAUGAACAAUAAGGUUGUGAAUUUGAGUGAGGUGGCUAGUAGAUUGAUAGAAAAGAUGACAUUUAGGAUGCUUUUUGGGAAAAAAAGUUAUAAGGAAAGUGGUUUUCAUAGAGUUGUUGAGGAGAGUUCACAAGUGGUUGGUGCCUUCAAUUUGGCAGAUUAUGUUCCCUUGCUAGCCCCUCUUGAUCUGCAGGGCUUGACUCGACGUAUCAAAUUGAUAAGCAAGGAGUGCGAUAACAUGUUGGAGACUAUAAUAAAGGACCAUGAAAGAGACAUCGAUACAACUUUGUUAAGAGCUAAUGAUGAUGAUGAUCACAUGUGUUUUAUUGAUGUUUUGUUAUCACUUGAAAGACAACAUUUGAAUUCUCAGGGAGACCAGUCCUAUUCAAUUGAUAAGGGAAUCUUGAAAGCAGUUUUACUGGAUUUGAUAGUGGGUGCUGGUGAUGCUUCAUCAACAUCCAUCGAAUGGGUUUUAUCCGUACUUAUCAAGUAUCCACGAGUGAUGAAGAAACUACGACAAGAGUUGAAAGAUGUUGUUGGAGAAAAGAAGAUGGUGGAUGAAAAAGAUUUGAGAAAUUUAAGUUACUUAGAGAUGAUAAUCAAGGAAACAUUUCGAUUAUACCCAACUGCACCGUUAUUAGUUCCACGAGCAUCAACGAAGGAUGUUAUAAUUAACGGAUACCACAUACCAAAGAAGACGCAUGUUCUUGUCAACUUUUGGGCAUUUGGUCGCGACUCAAAUAUUUGGUCCGAAACUUGUGAUGAUUUUAUGCCAGAAAGGUUUCUUGAUGAAGAAAUUGACCUAUAUGGUCAGGAUUUCGAGCUUAUUCCAUUUGGUGUUGGAAGAAGAGGAUGUCCGGGAUUAAAAUUGGGAUUAAUUAACACUGGGUUGGUGGUUUCGCAGUUGGUUCAUUCCUUCGAUUGGGAUCUACCAAAUGGGAUGUCACCUAGUGACUUGAAUAUGGAUGAGAGGUUUGGUUUGAGUAUGCCUAGAGCUAAGCCUUUACUUGCCGUACCAACUUAUCGCUUAUAAAUGAUGAAAGAAUGGCUGAAAGUUAUCUUGAAAGUGUAUAUAGGUUUCUAUAUUUAUUGAAUAAGUAGCCUUUUGCGAAAAGUGA